Messenger RNA from Tetrahymena thermophila SB210, 4467 nucleotides. RefSeq names its product transmembrane protein, putative. NCBI's taxonomy places the organism in Eukaryota, Ciliophora, Oligohymenophorea, Hymenostomatida, Tetrahymenidae. The record is from RefSeq and is a predicted model, not a curated record. The transcript is spliced from 2 exons.
AAAUAUAGUUUAAUUUAAUUUUUACAAAUAAACUAGCAAAUAACACAUAUAAAUAUAAUAAUGGGCAUAUCUGUACAAAUGCGAAUUAUUACUAAAAUUAUCUUCAUAUAAAUUUCAGUAAUCAAUAUCGUAUGUAAGGCAAGCUUCUUUGCUUCUGAUCAUACUGGUAUCUUUUAUCAGAACAAAAUCGAUGCUAAUUCCAGCAGUAGCUAGCAAAUUCGAGGAUAUGAUUCCAGCUAUUUUUAAGAUUUGAUUGAUGAAAAACAAGGAAUUGAAUGGAGUGCAUAAUAUGACAGGUUGCUGUAAAUUUAAACUUAAAAUAAGCUUGAGGGCAGAGAUUAAUCUUGUUACUACACUUGCAGUUCUUGUUUGGGUGAUGAUUAUUAUUCUUGUACGUCUUGUUUUGGAAAUAGAAGCAUGAAACAAAGCAUAAAUGGUUAAAUUAGCAUAUGCUUGUGCGGAUUAGGCUCGGUGGAUGAAGGACCUGGCUCUUGCAGUGGCUCAUCAGAUCAAAAUCUAGAAAUCGCAAUCAAGGCUUUGUUUUCAAGUGCUUUUGGAGUAAAUUUAUUAACAAGCUUUGUUGUAUGGAAUCCUAUGUAUUUUUUAAGUUUCAAUGAAUUUAGUCAAGUUAUUUCUCAAAUGGCUUACGUUAAUAAGCAGAGCACUCUAAAUUUUGAUUAAAUUGCUUAUUAUAUCACUAAUUCUCACCUAGAUAAAAUUCUUACUCUUCAGUAAAUUUCAGAUUAUUCAUUAUCAAGCAGUAAUGCAACGACAACUUCUACAAGGACACUUUAAAAUCCUAAAAUCCUCUUAAAUGACAAAGAUACUUCAUUUAUUGUUAAUAUUAUUUUUCUUAUUAUCCUGAACACAAUAGCUUGGCUGAUUUCAGUUUUUGGUAAAAAUGAUGUUAAGUAUCAUUAUUUAUUCUAAGUCUCUACACCGAUUAUUAUUUACAUCUUGACUUUCAAUGACCUAAAUUUAUUCGCUUUUUUUCAAUUCUCAAACGUAACAUUUAACACGCCUUUGAGUUCUACAAGCUUUUUCUUUGCGUUAUUGGCACUUAUAUAUAUAUUUAGUUUUUUUGGAUAUAUGUUCUAUCACAUUUGCUUGAAGCAAGUUUUAAAUGAAGAGAAAUAAACUUCUUAAUUAAAAUAAUAUCUGCUUGAAUUAUAAAGCCUAAUUGCGAGAUCUGGAGCAGAAGAAAAAAGCAACGAAGAAGAUUAGGAUUAGGAGAAUGAUGAUGUCUUUUCUAAAAAAUCUCAUUUAACUAACUCAAAACCACUGAAUUAAAAGUAGAACGGAGAAAAGAAUGAAUAAUACGAUGCUCACAGCAUGAUACUAAAAGACCUAGAACAGUCUGAAAAUCAUUAAGAAAAUAAAGGCGUUUCAAGAAAUAGUGAAAGAAUGCAAUUAUCUCAGUAAUAGAAAAGUAUUAAUAUUUUGGAUGGAUAGUAGUAUAUUUCUAGAAAUUUAGAUAAUGAAAGCACCUAAAUUGAAAAUGACAGUCCUAUUAAACCUAAGAAAUUCUAAUUACUUUCUGAUAUCAGCAAACAUAAAAGUAGCGCAGAUUUAAUACCUAAUAAUAAAUUGGAUGAUUAAAAAUCAUUAGAUGGGAAUUUAAAAAAAAUCGAUGGAUAAAAUUUGUAAGAUUAAAACUAAUAAGAAGAAAAUAAAUUAGAAGUAAGGAGCAGCAUUGAAAAAGAGUUAGAAAACAAUAAAAAUAUGCAAUUAAGAGAAGAAGAGCUUAAGCUCAAAUUAAUUGAGCAGGAAUUUAUUUUACAAUAAAAUAGAUCCAUGUUCUAUUUCCUUUAUGUGUUUAUUAAGCAACACAAUUUUAUUCAAAGAGGUUUCUUUACUGCCUUAAUAUUUAGAAAAUUAUUCUUCUCAUUAAUUAAUUUGUACAUAUAUGAAAAUCCUUAAGUUUAAAUGGGUCUCCUCUUGCUAGUUUAAAUACUCUUUGUAAUCUUCAGUUUCAUAGCUAGACCAUUCUAAAUGCGUUUGCACAAUAUUUUCUUCUUCUUCUUUGAAACAAUAGCUUUAAUUUGUUUCAUUAUAUUUACAUCAAUCGCCUCAGAAGAUGCACAUAUAUAGACUUAGAUCUCAGCAAUUAAAGCUAUUUGCUCCUUCCUUAUAUUAGCAUAUGUCAUAUUUUUAUUUAUUGGAAUUGCUGGUAUUGUCUUUUUGAUAAUAAACCUAAUUAAAAACCCUAUUUAAAAUAAUGAUGAAGAGUAAUAAAGUCUCAAGGAAAAUGAAAAUAAAAAAAGUCAUCCUAGCGAUGAAGAUGAUGAAAAGAACCAUAGAAAGAGAUAAGAAUUAGCAAAAAAGAUAGGUGAUAGUCCUGAUGAUUAAUCUCCAAGAUAGGGCGAAACACUUUCACGCAAUAACUCUCCUACUAUUUUAUAAAAUUAGUAAUCUGAAGGAGCUUUCAGUUAAAGGGGUAAGCUAAUCAAGCCAUUUUAAAGUGUAAGUAAUGUGCUUUUGGAAGCAGAUGAAGAAGAUGAUGAUGACUUUAACAUUAACAAAAAAAAUUCAAACUAAGGAGGAUAAUUAACUUCUUCACAGGCAAAUAAUGGAAACUAGGAAGUUGAAAUGAUUCGUAGGCCUGUUUAGUAAUAAUUAACAAUAAUACGUCAGUAAGCUGAAGAGUUAUUCAAAUAAUAAAAAUAACUCUUUGAAAGAAAUAGAGAGAAGCGUAUGAUUAAGACAAUGAUUUUGUUAAAUGGAGUUGAUUCUAACAGAUAAUCUUUAACCGAAAUAGAUAAUCAAGAUUUUAAAAAUUUCAACAACAACAAUAAUGACGUUAAUAAAAGCAUUCCCGAUUUAUAGCAGGCUAUCUCAGAAAAUAAAAGAAAAUAAUUUGAUGAAGAAAUGUCUUUUAACAGAUUACCAUAUAGUGUACCUUAAACUUUCCGCAAUAAUAAUGAAGCUUCUUAGUUUAUAGCAAAGGAAGGAGGAGACACAACUGGCAGAAGGAUAAUGGAAGAGCCAUCCAGCAAGGAUUUGAAGCCUAUAAAAAUAAUAGAAGAAAACGAAGAGAUUCGUAUUCACUAAAAGAAAAGAAGCAUAUUUAGUCCAGAAAAAUCAAUACUACAAAAUUCUACAAUUUAACUUUAAAAUAUUGGGCUUAAUAGCAAUAAUAAUAGCUUCUAUACCGAUGCCUUUAAUUAUAAAAGUGGAUAAGGCAUGAGUGAUCUAAACUCCCCCAACGAUCUCUCUCCUAUCAGAAAAAGUGAUUCUCCAAAUGAUUAAGAUUUCAGCAUUAGAUUUUCUCCAAUCUUGUAAAAAAGAUAAUUAGAAAAGCCACUGCAAUCAAAAUUAAUUAAUUUAAAUCCCUCUAAAAUUGAUAACUCAGAAAAUAGUACUGUUUUGCCUCCCAAGGAAAACCCUUCUAAAAUUACUAACUUGAGAGGAUCUGAAGACCACUUAGAGUAAAAAAAGAGUUUCAUACCUGGAUCAAAUUCAGAUUUAUAUUAAGAAGAAGAAGAGUGUUCAUCUCCUUUAAAGUUUGCUUUUAAAUUCUAAAAAAGUUAAUAAAAAUAAUAAUAGGAAGACUAAGAAAACAAAAAUAAUAGUAAUUAAAAAGAUAACACCAUCUUUAUUAAGCCAUUUAAUAAUUUGGAUUCCAAAUUUGCAAGUCCUAAAAAAUAAAUAAAUUCUCCACUUUCCACUUUAAUAAACUUGUAAAGAGAGUUGCAAGAACAAAACAAAAAGAAUAGUUAAGUUGGUCCUGAUUCAUUGCCAAAACCAAAUGGUGAAAAAUCAAACAAUGAAAAUUAGGCUGUUUCUAAGAAUUAGGACAAUUCUUAAAAUAAUGAAAACCCCAUUAUUAAAAUUAAUCCAGUACCAACUGGCUAAAGCAUAGAAGAACCUAAACUUAAAAACAAUGAAAAAGAAGCUCAAUAAGAGCCUAAUAAAGAAAUUAAAGACCAAGCUCAAAUUUAAGGUUAAGAUGAUUCUACUAAAAAUGAUAAAAACUAGAUGGAAAAAAGCAGUGAUUAAUAAAAAGAUGAAAAAAUGUUAAAUGAUCUGCAUUAAAAGGUUGAAAGCAUAAACAAAGAAAAGGAAAUAAGCUCGAAAAAAUAAUAAAACUCAAAUAUUUUAAAUAAUGACCCAAGUAAAGAAGCUAAAAGAGGUGAGGAGUAACCCUUAAAAACUAAUUAAGAAGAAAAGAGUAGUUCAGGUGGUAGUGAUGACUAUAAUAACAUGACUCACAAUGAGAGCUAUAUCCCAUAUGAAACUGAUUUAAAUAUGUAUGGAAACUAGAUUGACUAGCUCCCCAUGAGAACAAAAACUAACAAACACAACAGGUCAUUAAUUUUGAAUUCCUUUUAAGACAAAGAAGAAAAAAGAAUUAGAACUGCAAACGUAAUCUAACAAGGCACACUCAAAAUUGAGGAAAAUGAAUAAGAAGAUGAUGACUUCAAUAACAAAUUACCUGGUCCAGGUAUUUCAUUCCAACAAAAGUGA